AUGACUGUGGACGACGACAACUUCCGGUUCUUCGGACUUGGAGGAUGUAAUGAAGUGGGUCGGUCAUGUCAUAUCAUCGAAUACAAGAAUAAGGUGAUCAUGCUUGACGCUGGUGUCCAUCCUGGUUACGCUGGUCUUAGUUCACUUCCGUUCUACGACGAAUACGAUUUGUCAAAAGUCGAUAUUUUGCUCAUUAGUCACUUCCAUUUGGACCACGCUGCUUCGUUACCGUAUGUCAUGCAACACACAAACUUCAAUGGACGGGUGUUCAUGACUCAUGCUACAAAAGCCAUCUAUAGAUGGUUACUCAGUGACUUUGUUCGAGUCACAUCAAUAGGUGGUGGAGGAGACUCACGGUUGAAUUCAGGUAAUGAAACUGCUACCAGUAGCAACUUGUAUACGGAUGACGACUUGAUUCGAUCAUUCGACAGAAUCGAAACCAUAGACUACCACUCCACAAUCGAAGUGGAAGGAAUUAGAUUUACUGCCUACCAUGCUGGUCACGUCUUGGGUGCUUGUAUGUACUUUGUCGAGAUCGGAGGGUUGAAAGUGUUGUUUACUGGUGACUAUUCACGAGAGGAAGAUAGACAUUUGCAGGUGGCUGAGGUCCCGCCUAUGAGACCAGAUAUCUUGAUCACGGAGUCCACAUUUGGAACUGCCACUCAUGAACCUCGUCUUGAGAAAGAGGCCCGAAUGACCAAAAUAAUUCAUCUGACCCUACUUAAGGGAGGCCGUAUACUUAUGCCGGUGUUUGCCUUGGGUCGAGCUCAGGAAUUGUUGUUGAUUCUCGAGGAGUACUGGCUGCAAAACGAGGACCUCCACAACAUAAAUGUGUUCUUCGCAUCUUCUUUGGCCCGUAAGUGUAUGGCAGUAUACCAGACCUACACCAAUAUCAUGAACGAUAACAUUCGUCACGGGGUGUCUUCUGCUUCAGGAGGAAAACUGAACCCAUUUCAAUUUAAGCAUAUCAAGUUGAUUAGAAGUCUUGACAAGUUUCAGGAUAUCGGACCCUGUGUUGUGGUAGCGGCGCCUGGUAUGCUUCAGAAUGGCGUUUCUCGUGAGCUUCUCGAACGGUGGGCUCCAGAUGCCAAAAAUGCGGUGAUCAUGACUGGAUACUCCGUAGAGGGAACUAUGGCCAAAGAGCUCUUGACCGAACCUCACACAAUCCAGUCACUGCAGAAUGCUGAUGUAACGAUUCCCAGGCGUAUGGCCAUCGAGGAGAUUUCAUUUGCAGCUCAUGUUGACUUUCAGGAAAAUGCAGGCUUUAUAGACAUGAUUAAUCCACUGAAGAUCAUUCUCGUUCACGGUGAGAGUAAUCCCAUGGGUCGGUUGAAAUCUGCUCUUUUGAGUAAAUAUUCGAGUCGUAAAGGCACUGAACAGGAGGUCAAGGUUUUCAAUCCCAGAAAUUGUGACGAGCUUCUGAUCGGAAUUCGAGGGUUGAAGAUUGCUAAAGUCUUGGGCAAUCUUGCCGAGGAAGAAUUGGCCAAGCUCCAGAAGGAUAUCAGCAAAAAACUAAAGGAAGACGAGUCAAAGAUGGACGAGACGACUGAUGGAGAAGUUAAUGGUGACACUUCAGAACCAAUCAAAACCGGUCAUACCAUAGCUGGUGUGCUUGUAUCGAAGGACUUUGACCUCAGCUUCCUCCAAAUGCAAGAUUUGCAUGAGUAUACCCAGCUUUCCACCUCGAUUCUCAAGUCAAAGAUAAGCUUAAAGAUCAAUGCUGACAUCUCGUUGAUGAAGUGGCAUUUGGAGCAAAUGUUUGGAUACAUCAAUAUAGUUAACGACGACGAGGAAGAAUGGGAGUGUCUCAUAAUGGAUAAAAUCGAAGUGCUUGUGGAUCGAACAAAGACCACUGGAGGUGGAUUAUUCAUAACGGUGGAAUGGAUUAACGAUAACUUGAUGGCUGAUUCGUUGGCUGAUAGCGUGGUAGCCAUCCUUUACUCGAUAGACUCGUCUCCAGCGUCGGUAAAGUUGUCGUCUAAACCACACUCGCAUUCGGUAAAGCAAGAAAAUGGAGAAGAAGCGGAACCAGAAAAACCUCCACCUCUGCCCAAAUUUGCACAUGCCGACAACCAGAUCUCUGGGCGCUUAGCACGUAUAUCUGCAUUGCUCCGAGCCCAAUUUGGUGACACAUUGAACAUGUUGGAUAACGGAAACAGUGCCAAAAUCAAGAUAGGCAAGAAUGAAGCCACGGUGAAUUUGCUUGAUUUGCAAGUAGACUGUGGUUCUGGGUUUCUUAAGAGCCGGAUUGAGAACAUAAUCAAGCGGGGAUGUGGGCUUACCGCUCCUUUGAGUCAAUACGAGAAAAAGUAA
Molecule: messenger RNA, 2313 nt
Organism: Meyerozyma guilliermondii ATCC 6260
Lineage: Eukaryota; Fungi; Ascomycota; Pichiomycetes; Serinales; Debaryomycetaceae
Product: cleavage polyadenylation factor subunit
Exons: 1
Coding region: 1-2313 (770 amino acids)
Biological process (GO): mRNA 3'-end processing by stem-loop binding and cleavage
Cellular component (GO): mRNA cleavage and polyadenylation specificity factor complex
Molecular function (GO): 5'-3' exonuclease activity; RNA endonuclease activity; RNA binding
Source: RefSeq, a predicted model, not a curated record